Molecule: messenger RNA, 2280 nt
Organism: Acanthoscelides obtectus
Lineage: Eukaryota; Metazoa; Arthropoda; Insecta; Coleoptera; Chrysomelidae
Source: the annotation of a GenBank genome assembly
AUGCAUCAAAAUAAAAAUGUUGCUCAACAAACUAGUUCCCCAUCAGUUUCACCUGGAACUAGAGUACAACAGAUCAUAGAAAGGUCUUCAAUACAGCAAAAAAGAGUAGAUGAAAUUAAAAAACAACUUAUUUUUGGGGAGACCAUCAAGGACCAGCUGUCAGAGAGUUAUAAAUCGUUAAGCCCAAAAGAAAAUAGGGUAUUUAGGAAAAUAAUGGAUGGAAAAAUUAUUAAGAAGUACAAGCUUCAGCGAACGUGUUCCAAAGUUUUUCGAUAUACAAAAACAAGAGUAGUGGAAUACAGCCAUAGGAGUGUAGAUGUUAAGUAUCAGAAAAACCGAAGAGCAUCUGAAAAUAGGAAUAAAAUUGUGGCGUUCUUACAGGAAGAUGUUAAUAGCCGGAUUUGCCCCGGUAAGAAAGACUAUGUUACAAAGAAUAAAUUCACCUAUCAAAAAACAUAUUUAACAAACACUUUGAAGAAUUUGUUCAAAGAGUUUUGUAAAAAAUACGCCGAUGUCAAGUACGAUCCUGGUAACGUUGUAUCAUAUAGUCAGUGGAAAAACAUAAAACAAACUUAUUUCAGCAAACGAUCACAAAACAACGUUACCAGUUUGAAAAUUGCUAAAAUUAGUCAACAGAUAGAAAUAUCGGAUCUUUUGACCAAAUUUGAAGAUAGGUUGCCUCUUUUUUUGGCACACGAGGGACGCAUUUUUCACCAAUACAAAGCAAUCAAGACACUGAAACAGAACAUGACAAAUGAGGAAAUACUCAUUCACUGUGACUUUUCUGAGAAUUAUAAUCUAAAGUACGCAGAAGAAGUCCAGUCUUAUCAUUUUGGAGGAUCAAGGCAACAGAUUACGUUGCAUACUGUGGUAAUUUAUAGCCGAGCACACGAAAACGACUUGAAGGUUGACAGUUUUUGUACAUUAUCAGAGUCGUUGGAGCAUGGUCCCGGUGCCAUAUGGGCUCAUCUGUUUCCACUGAUCAAACUCUAUAUUGAUAAUGGGGUAAAAUUGUUGCAUUUUCUUAGCGACAGCCCCAGUACACAAUACCGCAACAAGAAAAUGUUUGCAUUCAUUACAAAUGGCAUCUAUAGCUACUUUCCGGAACUACAAUCGGUUACCUGGAACUACCAUGAGGCCGGACAUGGUAAAGGUGCCCCGGACGGCAUUGGUGGAGUUUGUAAAAGGACUGCAGACCGUAUUGUUGCUCAGGGAUCUGAUGUGAGUUCUUUCAGCCAAUUGGUUGAAAUCCUGAAAGCCAACUGCUCAGGCAAAUCCUUUUUGGAGAUUCAUGCUUGUGAAAUUGAAAAUUUUUCAGAUGCUAUAAAUAAAGCUGAGGUUCUGCCAUUGAAAGGAACUUUGAAGGUUCGUCAAGUAAGAUCUCUAAGCGACCACAACACACUAUCUCUAAGUGUGAGGCCUGAAUAUCUUGCUACUGGAACAUCUUUUCGAGCACUGGCUUUUAGUUUUCGAAUGGGGAAAACAACAGUAGCCGACAUUGUUUAUGCAACUUGUUCAGCUAUAUGGCAGCAAUUGGUUGAAGUACAUAUGGCACGGCCAACGCAAGAGGACUUCAAAAAUAUAGCAAAUGACUAUUACAGACUAUGGCAGUUCCCUAUGUGUUUAGGAUCUAUUGACGGCAAACACUGCAGAAUGAUGUGUCCCGCUAAGUCUGGCUCUUCGUUUUACAAUUACAAGCAAUAUUUUUCCAUAAUACUACAAGGUGUGGCGGAUGCAAAUAAACGAUUUAUCUCCAUAGAAGUAGGAGGAAAAGGCAAACAAAGUGAUGGAGGGACUUUUCAUUAUUCAACGUUGAACAGUUUGAUGGAAAAUGGAGGACUACAUAUUCCUCCACCCGAUAAUUUACCAGGGACCACAUUAGAAUCUCCUUAUGUUUUUCUGGGAGAUGAAGCCUACCCUUUGAAAAUACAUUUAAUGCGGCCGUUUCCAUCAAGAAACCUGAAUGAUAAAAAUGAGUAUUUCAAUAAACGUCUCUCACGUGCACGAAAAUGUAUUGAAUGUGCUUUUGGUAUUUUAUACGCAAAAUGGCGUAUUUUCAGUAAGCCGAUCGAAACAAAUGUAGAACACGCAUGUUUAAUAAUAAAAACCGCUUGCCUUCUACACAAUGUCAUACGUGAUCUCGAAGGAAAUGAUUGUAAUUCUCAAAACUAUGACACAAAUCUGACUCCUGGGGCACAUUAUGCUGAUCUCAAUAGAAGAAACAACAGUUCUUCUCAGGCCGCGAGAAAUAUACGGAACCAAUUCGCUAACUACUUUUGA